Equus quagga is the source of this 772-nucleotide messenger RNA. It is a transcript of the gene REEP6, whose product is annotated as receptor accessory protein 6. NCBI's taxonomy places the organism in Eukaryota, Metazoa, Chordata, Mammalia, Perissodactyla, Equidae. The transcript has 5 exons. The record is from RefSeq and is a predicted model, not a curated record. The coding region runs from base 86 to 640 and encodes 184 amino acids.
GCGGGGCAGGUGGCGCGCGCGCGGCGGGGCCGGUGCGCGGGGCGGCGGUCGAGCUGGGGCUGCCGGCCCCGGGCCCGCCGGUGCCAUGGACGGCCUGCGCCAGCGCCUCGAGCGGCUGCUGGAGCAGAGGAACGUGGUCACCGAGGCGCUCGGGGCGCUCGAAGCCAGGACUGGUGUCGACAAGCGGUACUUGGCCACGGGAGCCGCCACUCUGCUAGGCCUGUAUCUUUUGUUCGGUUACGGGGCGUCUCUGUUGUGCAACCUCAUCGGCUUUGUAUACCCCGCAUAUGCCUCAGUCAAAGCCAUCGAGAGCCCAAACAAAGACGACGAUACUGUGUGGCUCACCUACUGGGUGGUGUACGGCCUGUUCGGGCUGGCCGAGUUCUUCAGCGACCUGCUCCUGUCCUGGUUCCCUUUCUACUACGUGGGCAAGUGCGGCUUCCUGUUGUUCUGCAUGGCCCCCGGGCCCUGGAACGGGGCGCACCUGCUGUACCAUCGCGUCAUCCGCCCGCUGUUUCUAAAGCAUCACGAGGCAGUGGACAGCAUCGUGAGCGACCUCAGCCGGCGAGCCUUGGACGCGGCGGCCGGAGUAACCCGGGACGCCAAGGCCACCGUGAGCCAACUCCAGAAGGACAAGUGAAGCCCCCGCCCAGCCCGGACACAGACCUGCCUGCCAGCGAGCUGGAGGAGACAUCCCCACCCAAGUCUUCCACGGAUCCCUCGCCUGACUCCCCAGCGGAGCCCCCCACCAGCCCCGCACCCCCGAGCCAGC